AGAAGGCACACUGAAUACUGUUCCCUCAGAAGCUGGGAUUCAUAUUUCUAAGAAUUAGAAAAGAGCCAAGAACUGAGAACAACAUUUCACGGUGGUGCUUGACGUGGAGACAUCAGCACAAUGAGGAACUCUUGUACAUUUCUGGCAUUCUCUGUCUCGACUGCCAUUUUUCUCCUACAAAUUCCUGAAGGUUUCUGUGUAAAAAUCAUUGGAGGAAGUGAAGUGUAUCCUCAUUCAAGACCCUACAUGGUCCUCCUUAAAGGAAAAAUAAUCUGUGGUGGAGCUUUGAUCGCACAAGACUGGGUAUUGACAGCAGCUCACUGUCUCCUGAAUGGCAGGUCCCAGGUCAUUCUUGGUGCUCACUCAGCAACCAAGAAUGAGCCAGAAAAACAGAUAAUGUUCGUUAAGAAAGAGUUUCCCUAUCCGUGCUACGACCCGGACACAAAGGAGGGUGAUCUUAAACUUCUACAGCUGAACAAAAAAGUCACAAUUAAUAAAAACGUGUCUAUCCUUCGUCUACCUAAAAAGGGGGAUGAUGUAAAACCAGGAACAGUGUGUAAAGUUGCAGGGUGGGGGAAGUUUCACAAUAAGUCACCUCGGUCUUCAGACACUCUGAGAGAAGUCAACGUCACCGUCAUAGAUAGAAAAAUCUGCAAUGAUGAAAAGCACUAUAAUUAUAAUCCUGUGAUUGGAUUGAAUAUGAUGUGUGCUGGAAGCCUCCAAGGUGGAAAAGACUCGUGUAAUGGAGAUUCUGGAAGCCCUCUGAUAUGUGAGGGUAUUUUCAGAGGCAUUACUGCCUUCGGCCUUCAAGGAAAAUGCGGAGACCCACGAGGACCUGGUGUCUAUAUUCUUCUCUCAAAGAAACACCUCAACUGGAUAAUUAAGACCAUCAAGGGGGCAGUUUAGAUAACUGCAUUUUGUCUACAGUCAUUCUUUAAUUUUAUCAUGAAUAAAAGCAAUUU
Molecule: messenger RNA, 962 nt
Organism: Choloepus didactylus (southern two-toed sloth)
Lineage: Eukaryota; Metazoa; Chordata; Mammalia; Pilosa; Megalonychidae
Gene: GZMA
Product: granzyme A
Exons: 6
Coding region: 121-906 (261 amino acids)
Biological process (GO): positive regulation of apoptotic process; negative regulation of oxidoreductase activity; proteolysis
Molecular function (GO): serine-type endopeptidase activity
Source: RefSeq, a predicted model, not a curated record